GUUUCACCAACGUUAGCGGAGUUAUAACAUAUAACUGAGGUUCAUUCUUGCAGUUAUUUCAAUUCAGCACUAGAGCUUGGACAUUCAGGUUAAUCAUCAUGAAAUCUAAACGAAGACACAUAUCAGACUGCAUUAGCGAGUUCAAUUUAGCAAUGUAUCAACAGGGGGCAAGUGAUAAUCCAUCCGCAAAUAUGUUCCUAUCACCUACAUGCAUCUCGAUUGUGAUGUUAAUGGUAUACAUAGGAGCAAGAAAUAGAAGCGAAGACCAAAUGGCUAAAGCAUUGAAACUCGAGGGAACUGACAAGCAUCAUGUUCUUGAAGAUGUACACAAAUUAGUCGAGAAACUAAAAACAGCAAGUAAUAAUACAGUUCAAACUGCAAAUAGUUUAUUUCCGCAUUGCGAUAAGAUAAUCUUUGAUUCAUUUAUUUCAACUGUUAGAAAAUAUUUUCAAUCAGAAAUUAAAUCAAUGGAUUUUACAACUGCUCCGGAAAAGUCAAGGGUUACAAUAAAUGAAUGGGUUGAGAAAGAAACAAAUAACAAAAUAAAGGAAAUCUUACCCGAAGGCUCUUUAACGCCACUCACAUCCUUGGUUAUAGUGAACGCUAUCUAUUUCAAAGCUAAUUGGGAAAUCCCAUUCGAACCAAGAUGUACUGAAAUUAAAACUUUCAUCACAUUGAAUAGUGAUAAAGUAAAAGUCAAAAUGAUGAGAGCAAAGAAAAUGGAGGACAUUGAUUUCUACAGAAGUCGAAGUCUCAACUGCAAAGUUCUAAAGCUUAAAUAUGAAAAUACACAUAUUGCUAUGCUAGUAGUUUUACCUAAUGAAACUGAUGGGUUACCAAAGCUUGAGUCUGAAAUGGAUUUGAAAACAUUGAAGGAACUCAUAAGUAAGCUCAGUACGAAGGAUGUAGAAGUUUCAUUGCCGAAGUUUAAAAUGGAAACGACAACACAAUUAAAACCUCUGUUGUCAAAAUUGGGAAUGGUUGAUAUAUUUGACGAAGAACUGGCUGAUUUGUCCGGAACGGGCAAAGAUUUAUAUGUUUCUGAAGUGUACCAUAAGACAUUCAUCGACGUUAACGAGGAAGGUACAGAAGCUGGGGCCGCAACAGCCGCUGUCGAGGUAUCGAGAAGCCUUGAUGAAAUGGCUUCCUUUAAAGCAGAUCAUCCAUUUAUGUUUAUAAUUUGGCAUGACGAUCUGAAUAUUCCCUUGUUUAUUGGAAGACUUGUAACACCAGAAAUUGUUGAAGAGGAUUCUUCUUCUCAUCAUAGUCAUAGUGACCAUUCAAAUAGAAACCAUCGUAGGCGAAGACAAAGAAGUCGUUCGUAUGAUAGAUAUACUCGUAGACGAAAUGAUUCAAGUUCUGAUGAUGAUAGACAUGGUUAUAGAAAAAGGCGUCGUUAAAUUUGAUUUUGGGCAUCUUGAGAAAUUGUCAAAAGCCUUAAGGUUGCGUUUUACUCUACAGGAUAUUUCACAUCUAUAUUUCAAAUCCAUCGUUUAGAAUUCUAUACAGAUAAUUACUAAUAAUUAUUUAAAAACUGGAAAAUGUAUCAUUAGCAAAUACAUUGCAUUAUAAUAUCCCUUAUCUGAUGAUUAAGCACUACAAAACAAAUGACACUAAUUGGAAGAUUUUAAAAAUAUUUGAUAAUGAUAGUUUUUGUUGACUAAAAUGUGCGCACGCGAACAAAUUUAUUACCAUUUUUAAUGCUGCGUAUAUGCCAUAGUCUAUUUUCUCAGACAUGUUUGCAUCCGUUUUGAAUAUUAUCUGAUUAUUAGUUUUC
This is a messenger RNA of Ruditapes philippinarum (Manila clam), 1777 nucleotides long. Its product is annotated as leukocyte elastase inhibitor-like. Lineage: Eukaryota; Metazoa; Mollusca; Bivalvia; Venerida; Veneridae. Bases 99 to 1400 code for a protein of 433 amino acids. Gene Ontology annotation, molecular function: serine-type endopeptidase inhibitor activity. The record is from RefSeq and is a predicted model, not a curated record. The transcript has 2 exons.